Molecule: messenger RNA, 1050 nt
Organism: Lodderomyces theae
Lineage: Eukaryota; Fungi; Ascomycota; Pichiomycetes; Serinales; Debaryomycetaceae
Product: tRNA (guanine46-N7)-methyltransferase
Exons: 1
Coding region: 1-1050 (349 amino acids)
Biological process (GO): RNA (guanine-N7)-methylation; tRNA methylation
Cellular component (GO): tRNA methyltransferase complex
Molecular function (GO): tRNA (guanine(46)-N7)-methyltransferase activity
Source: RefSeq, a predicted model, not a curated record
AUGUCAGAACCGCAACAGAAAGACUCACAGAAAUCUCCCAAAGAGAAGCCAACUACCAAGCAGCACAACAGGAAUGCCGAUACAAAACGUAAACUAUAUCGAGAAACGAUGGAAAAUGUACGUAAGCAAGUGCGUAUAGAAUCACCCACACCCACACCUACACCACCACCACAGUCACAGUCACAGUCACAGUCCCAGUCCCAGUCACUGCCUCAGUCAGAUUCGAUAGCAUCCACCACUGAGCUGACACCGGACUUGAUGGAGUUACCUCGUAAAAGGUUCUAUCGUCAGCGAGCUCACUCGAAUCCAUUUUCCGACCAUCGUUUAGAUUACCCAAUUGCACCUCUGGCAAUGGACUGGACCAAAAUAUACCCUGCUACCGCCACUGCUGCUGCUGCUGCUGCUGCUGCCACCACCACCACUGCUGUUAGUGGUCCUUCACCAUCCACAUCUGAAAACGGGAUCAAGGUGGAAAUAGCCGACAUUGGAUGUGGGUUUGGUGGAUUAAUGAUUGAUUUGGGUCCACAAUUCCCCCACUCGCGCAUACUAGGAAUGGAGAUCCGGGUCCAAGUGACGCAAUACGUUGAAGAUCGAAUUAUGGCAUUGCGCAAGUUGCACGAGCAGGACCCCGUUUACAAGUACGACAAUAUCGGAGUCAUUCGAGGUAAUGCCAUGAAGUUUUUGCCCAAUUUCUUUGAAAAGGGACAAUUGACCAAGAUGUUUUUUUGUUUCCCUGAUCCUCAUUUCAAGCAACGUAAACACAAGGCGAGAAUCAUUACUAAUACUUUACUUAGCGAGUAUGCGUAUGUGUUGAAGGAAGGUGGGAUUAUAUAUACAAUCACUGACGUGGAGGAUUUGCACCAGUGGAUGGUUAUGCAUUUGGAACAACACCCGUUGUUUGAACGCUUGAGUAAAGAGUGGGAGUCGCAAGACAAGUGUGUUGAAAUAAUGUAUAAUUCGACUGAAGAGGGACAAAAAGUUGAAAGAAACAAGGGAUCUAAAUGGGUCGCUUGUUUCAAGAGGUUGCCCAACCCAGCUGAUUGUGAAUAG